AUGAUGAAAAUAACAUUUGGAACUUGUUUCCCUCACCCAGGCGCAGGUCACCCAGGUCACCCUUUGGAGCCAGGCCUGGAGGUCGGGCUCAAUGGUGAGCUCCUGGUGGCCGGGCCUGCACCCAUGUGGUCCGGCCAGGCACAGCAUAAAAAGGCAACGUGGGUCGCCCUUCCCAUGUGCUCAAUACUUGUGGGAGGGAAAGAGCCUGACCUGGUGCGCAGGGUUGAGAAGUUCCGACUAGAGUUCGUCAGGCCCACCUCCACACACAGCUUGGGCUCUGGUACCAGUCCUCUUCAGAGCGGUUGGAUUCUCUUCCACUCUGGAGUUGCCCACGUCGAGUGGCGCCUAGCAGGUUGGAACAGUUCACAGGACCCACCCUUCUUGGAGUCCUUGGAGGGGGCGCUGGAGGGCGCCCCUGCUGUGCACUUCCUCAUUCUUCUGGGGGAUUUCAACGUUCACGUGGGCCAUGACAGUGAGACCUGGAAGGGCGUGAUCCGGAAGAACGGCCCCCCUGACCAAAACCCGAACGCUGUUCUGAUGGAACAGAACUGGACUGAUUUCAAUAAAUGGGAUCCGGAACCGUCAGAUAGCGAACUCCCUUUGGGACAGCCAGACGAGCUUCCUCCGGUGGAGAUCGACGAAGGGGUUCUGGCGAGGAGGGUCCGUCGGGAGGUUGAGAUUCAGGAGGACCAGUGCGGUUUUCGUCCUGGCCGCGGAACAGCGGACCGGCUCUACACCCUCGGCAGGGUUCCGGAGACCGCGUCCGACGGAGAGUUUGCCGGAAGUCGGCCAAUGCGACCGCACUCGGCAUUUUGGGCAAAUCUCGCGGAGUCACCGAAAGCCGUCCGGCCCGACACUUUGCCCCGCCCCCGCCCCCGCCCCCGCCCCCGCUCGCACUCACAGCGGGUCCGCAUCCCGCCUCCUCUCGGCUCUCGCUCCCCGGGGCUUAACCGAACCGCGGCCCGCGGCAAAUACGAAAACGGGCCGAGAGAUUCGCCCGAGUCGCACGACGGACUUCCCGCCAUCGCUGGCGAGGCACAAGAACAAAUCGGUCGCGUCUCUUCCGCGCCUCGGAACGGCGAUCGCUUACUGGCCGCUUUGUGCCGUCUCAAGACAGACAAGAGAGGAGGGGGGGCGCAGGCGCAUCUGAGGACAGACGCAGCUCAGGCAGCUAACUGCCCCGCAGAGGACACAAACGAGGGAGGGAGACGCGCACACGCAUAUGACUCGGCGAAACCACGGCACCGCAUUGCAGUGCGUGCGUGCGGACGCGGCAUCGACUCGCACGCACACAAAAGCCGCGUGUGGGCGGUGGCUCGUAACUGGAAGGCGCAGUUCUCCUCCGAGUCGGGGGUGUCGCUACGGACGCCGCAGGCGGCCUUUCCGCUGCGUUCGAGGCCAUUUCCGGUCGCCGACCGUGGGACAGCGCCUUCGAGAACAAGCGGACCGAGACGACCGGACGGUACGUUUAAUCGUGCUGCAAAAUCGAUCCGGGAGUCGGCGGCGGCGGCGGUCUGCGGCACCGAGGGGCACGCCGAGUACGUCGUCGCGGCGCGUGACCGAAACGGACCGAUCGCGCGGGGCGAUCUCCGCGCGGCAAAGAUCGUGGGUGACUCAGCUCCACUCAGCCCGAGAGUUCGAAUCGAGAAAAACAAAAGUCUUCACUUCCGUGUUUGGCGUCCGGUUGCCACAGCGACCAAACGGCAGACCACCACGAGCACGUCGGCGACUCGGCGUCCAACAUCAAACUUUUUGCAUCGGCAGCCUCGCGACAUGACGUCACCGGCAGUGGGCGUGGCCAGAGAGCCCACGCUGGACAAGCCGAUGAAGAUACUUUCCGAGGGUCCACCUUUGACUUCGGGAGCCAGAAGCAGGUUGCGCGGAGACGGGGGUGUGGCUGCAGCAUUGUCCCGGUGGAGGGUCCAAUCCCGACAGGAAGUCCCGCCCCCCCGUCGCCCCCCCGUCCCCAACUUUGUGACCCUCAACCAGGAAGCGGUGAAGUCGGGUCACGUGACUGCCAAACAACUGAGGGAGUACAGAGAACAGAUGGGCGUGGUCCAGCACAGCCCCGCCCACAAAGCGCACAGAGGCGGAGCUUCACAACGUCCGCCAGUUCCGGACAUAACCUUUGGAGUUAAAAACAGGGCACCGUCUCCACUCUUCGACAUUUUGUCCCACGAGUACGCUCGCCGCUGGAUGCAGGAAAACAUGAAAGGUCGCAGCGAGCACGAGCGACGCCACGCAGUGAAGUGUGUGUCCUUUGCACACACACGCACCUCUUUGCUGCGCACCAACACGGUGCUUCCUCACAUAAACACGCACACACGUGCACGCUAUGCGCAGGUGGGCCCCGCUCUGGACACCUUCAGGAAGCGUCGCACAAGUCAUCACGUCAAGUGAGCAAGUCUACAAGAUAAGCCGUCAAGUCGAUUUAGCGAAAGCGAAAAGUGAAAAGUGAUGUCGUGUGUGAAGGAAAGAAAGAAAGAAAGAAAACAAGUUUGUGAAAAGCCUCCCCGGUGUCCGCCCCU
Molecule: messenger RNA, 2528 nt
Organism: Phycodurus eques (leafy seadragon)
Lineage: Eukaryota; Metazoa; Chordata; Actinopteri; Syngnathiformes; Syngnathidae
Gene: cfap77
Product: cilia and flagella associated protein 77
Exons: 15
Coding region: 1-2400 (799 amino acids)
Source: RefSeq, a predicted model, not a curated record